CGCGGUUCCUUCAAUUGUGUUCCAGAUCAGUUACAUUGCAUCGCACUAUGGAUGCAUCUGGCUCCUCGCCCUCUCCACAGACUUGCACUAUGGACCCGUUCCUGUAUCUCCCUGUGGAACUUGCACUGCGCUGUCUGUCGUUUGUUGACACUACUUCUCUUCCCGCCGUCACUCGUGUGUGCAAACGAUGGCAUCAAAUAGUGGAAAGUGACGCAUUGUGGAGAGAGCGGUGCUUUAUUUCGUCCACCAUAGUUGCGGACAGACCUCUCCGAUGGGUGCUUCCUCCCGAGGACUGCAUCGACGCUAUGGAAACCACUUUGUCGUCAACCUUUCCCAAUCCGAAUCGGGAUAGCCUGGCAGUCCCCACAGCAUCUAGACGGUCCCGCUCUCCGGAUGUGCUCGGUUUAUCUUCCACGGCUUCUGAUACUGGUUCGUCGCAAUUUCCCUCCUUAUCUCCCCGACGGGAGGUCUCUAGACAGUCCGUUGACCAUAUUGUACGAAAGCUCCCGUCGCUACCAGACGGACGAGAGCGUUACGAACGCCUUCGACCUCCGCCAGUGAUAUAUUCACCAUCUCCAGCGCAUCCAGGUACCAGUGGCCUCCCAUAUGUACUUCAUGAUGGCGAUGCAAAGGACCUAGUGUCACCGAUGUCACCUGCAUCACCGUCCUCCUUUACGUUACCCAAGAGCCAGGAUCUGCGCAUGCCAGAAAAUGCAAAAAAGGUCCGCUUUACAGAGUUAAUACAUGAUCCAAAGCAAUUCUUUCGGGAGAUUGGGGAAGUGACUAUAAUGGCUGAGCAAGAGCCACUAGAUCUGCUUGAGCAAGGGCUACAAGCAUCAUCCGAAGAUGAUGAACAGCAGACUAUUGCGUGUACCCUGGACGACUCAGCACGCACUUUUUGGUCGUCCAAAGGGACUGCUGACAUGCUCUCAUCAGAAUGGCUGGUAUACAAACUGAGGCAGCCAGUUUGUAUUGUGACGAGAGUGGAGAUCACUCCAUAUAAGGCGCGCUACCAACGAGGGAUGCCGAUAUAUGCGCCCAGGUACAUGACCAUGUCUAUUGGUUUUUCACCUGAACCAGAGAAUAUGCAUUUUAUCAGUGAAUUGUUUCCUGUGGAAAACCGAAAUGUCUCACAAUCCUUCAAUAUCAAACCCACUCUGGUAGUUGGGGGAUAUGUGCGCUUGCAUCUACAUGGGCGGUACCAGACACAACCAGGUGACAACCUGUAUUACACAGUUUUACAAAGUGUGAGAUGCUUUGGUAUUCCAAUAGGACUUGUUGCGGACAAACAAAGUUUGAGUUUGCCUCUGAUGGAACUAGCCGACGUGCUCAAAUGCGACUACACUCCUUGGUACGGAGUAAAAGAAAUCGUGGCCACCCAAAGAUUGAGUCGUUUGAAGACUUUGAUGCUUCCCACGGUCAUGGAUCGUACAACACAUGCGGAGGCGCUGGCGUCCAUCCAACGGCUUUUGAUGCGAGGGGAAUGGAAGCAUGCGGCCGAUAUACUGGCUCGAACUAGAUGUACUGACGAGCUCCGACAGGCGGAUUUUCUCGCAUGGUUCUUUGAAAGUGCUGAAGCAGUUAGCGAGAUACAGUCGUAUUCAAUGUGGAAUGAGGGGCGCGCUGCUGAUAAGGGGAAGCAGCCUAUGGUUGAACCUGAGACGGCGGCAUCCGAUUGGACACGGAUUUUUGCCUCCGUUGCCAGAAAGAUCGCUUCAAAGAAAGAAAAGGAAAAUGAUCCCGUCCGAUAUUAUCUGAAUAGAGUGCUUGAAGGGGAUGAUGAUUUGACAGAGUAUGAGGCGAUCAGGUUUGCCGAGGUAGCAAUAGCUGACAAACAGUUUGGAGAGUUUUGGGAUUGUUUAAUUGGGGAACGGUUUGAAUGCACUGAAGAUCUUGGUGACCUGUUUCGUCCGCAUGACGUGUCGUUUGCGUUGUCGAUUUACAGUCGAGCGAAUGUUUUGGAUAAGAUUAUCGAUUGCCUUCUCGCGAUAGGUCAAUACUACUCUGUGAUUCGCCUCAUCCGCGUAACAUCCCAUGAGUAUGAUUUUACACCCAUUAUCAUGCAGUUGCUUGCCACCGCUGGAAUAAAGGCCGCUGUCCAAUUUUCAGCGAUAUUACUGAGAGAGGAUCCACAGCUUCGCCGAACGGUCGUGUGGGCUUUAGGUGUGGAGAAGGAAACUGCAGGGCUAGCAGACGGGGAAGAUUUGGCUGGUUGGUUGAAAGUAUGGGCGGACACCAAAGAAGGGUCAGGACCGAGUUCCCCGUCGAGUGUGGGAUCAUCAUAAUGGCCACAACAUAAUUCCAUAUAUUUUAUUCUCAUUUGGUCAUAAUAUGAAUAUGUACAUGUGCUUGCCAAAAGGAAUUGACUGGACUAUCCCCA
This is a messenger RNA of Spizellomyces punctatus DAOM BR117, 2380 nucleotides long. RefSeq lists its product as uncharacterized. The coding region runs from base 48 to 2285 and encodes 745 amino acids. The transcript is spliced from 13 exons. Gene Ontology annotation, molecular function: protein binding. Lineage: Eukaryota; Fungi; Chytridiomycota; Chytridiomycetes; Spizellomycetales; Spizellomycetaceae. The record is from RefSeq and is a predicted model, not a curated record.